Molecule: messenger RNA, 2139 nt
Organism: Notothenia coriiceps (black rockcod)
Lineage: Eukaryota; Metazoa; Chordata; Actinopteri; Perciformes; Nototheniidae
Gene: cunh1orf174
Product: chromosome unknown C1orf174 homolog
Exons: 4
Coding region: 501-1103 (200 amino acids)
Source: RefSeq, a predicted model, not a curated record
AUUUUGUGGAAUAACACUUAGUUGGUGUCACCUCACAUGACCCGGUUUAAUGUAGCCUGUAGAUACCUUCCAGAUACCCCCAGAGACUGGCGACUCUGACCUCCGAGUGAACCUUAGCAGCUUCCAGGCAGCUACAGACGUGAAGGCGUAGGGGACAGGGCAGGAGAUAUUAGGUAGAAUUCUAAUGAGAACAGGACUAUGAGAGAUAUCCAUAUCCGACAUGCUGGACACUGGAGCAGUUAGCGGAAGAUGGCAGCACUGGAUGUAAGCUACCUUUUAAAAAUCACAGAAGAAAAAGAAGACCGUCCGGGGCAGAGCACGACCACAGGCGUAGACGCCACAUAUCAACCGAUAUCAACAACAUAGAGUAGACUCAUCAAACACACACCAUCAUUUUUGGCUAUCCGAAACCAGUUUUUUUUAUACAUUAAUAACAAACAGCAAAUUCGAAUCUUUAAUAUUGGAUUUGCUGAACAACAGAAGCAUUACGCCGGCAAAAUAUGCAAAAGAUGCCCGGUCAACUUGACAGCUUGAAGCCCAGAAAGAGGAAGAGCAGCUCCAGAAAGGCUUCUACUACAAGGAGGAAAUGUAUAAAAAGUCCAAACAUGCAGCCGGCAGCAGCAGCAGGGAGCAGCUCAGCGGUCGAUGGGUACAGCAAAGCAGACGGCGCUGUGGAGAGACUCUCUGCCAUCAUCUGUGAGUGCCAGCAGUCAGCGGGCACGAGGAGAUGCUCUGCUUCCCCAGAGCUGGAGGGACAGGAGGGCAAAGAAAACGAAGUGAGGACGGGGCAGGAAGUGGACAGCUGCACAGUGACCUGCGUCUGGGACAAACACGAGACCGAGGACAUGGAUUGUGAGGAAAGCAGCAAAAACAUUUUCCCAGAUGACGACAGUAAUCAGAUUCUGCCCGUGGAGCAGUUCUUUGGAAAUCUGGAUGCUGUACAGGAUUUCCCUCAGAGACCGUCAGCGUCCUCUGCCCCUGGUCAACAUGACAACGCAGGGAGACGGAGACGCCAUUACUACGCACCCGAGAACAGCGAUGAAGAGGAGGCUGGCGUGAUCAGUGCACCGCGAGGGGACACAGGGGACACAGGGGACACUUAACGAAGAGUAACGGAACUGAUGUCUCAAAGUGAGGCCUGAGGGACUCAAAAGGCUCGGCACUUACUCAAAAGCAGCUCUUUCAAUUAGUGAAACGCUGUCUCACAGGAGGCAGGAAUUUGCUGUAGCUUGAUCUGCUGUUAGCCUACCAUUGAUUACGAAUUGUCCUUAUAUGUGAGUUUGCUUUUAAGUUACUUCCCGUACCCGCCAUGCGCUGAAGAGAUUCGUCACAACAUAAAAACUUGAGCACUUCGCCAACAGCUUAAAAGACAGUUCUUGGUCAUUAACAAUUGUUGACUUGACAAACCGUCCAAACGCACAAAAAUGCUAAAUUGUUUUCAAACUUGUUCCCAAAUAUCUUGUGAGUUCAUUUGAUACUGUUAAAACAAAGCUGCAGGACAGGGAUUAUAACUGUGGACAACAUUUACAGCCGGCCGGCCCAGCACUUUAUUUACAAAUUAUUACAUACUGCUUCAUAUUGUCAGUGAGAUUAGCCGUGAGAGAUGCCAAACAGUACUUCAUUUAAAGGUCAAAGUGUAGAUUUGUAGGAAAAGUCGUGCAAAUCUACACGUUUUGGAAGGAUACAUGCGCCAAAGAGCUGUUUCAUAGCGAGAGCUUUUAAUAUCACAGAGACAUGGUUUAGAUGUCAUUGUUCACCAAGUGUCUAAUGUGUCAUCAUCUAUGUGUGCCCAGUUUGGGCUUUUUGGCAGCUGCUUCAUACAACACAUCUGUAAAAUAACAAAUGUAAAUGAUAUCAAUGCAGCUAAAUAUUUUCCCUAAGGAGGAUCACAUUUGCAAACAUGGCAGAAUUCUACACAAAAAUGCAUUGUAAAAAAACAGAGUUUUAUCAGAAAUGUUUUUAGUCCGUUUAAACGGAGGAUAUGUUAAACCUGACUUUAAAAAUGUAAUCUAGUUUUUGAGGGUGCCAGUACUUGCACUCCUCACUCUUAUGCCACUUACUGCCUGAGUGAUAAUCCAUGCAUUUUACAUCACAGUGCCAACACAGAGAACAUAAUAAAUGUUUUUCAUGAUUUAAAAA